AUGGAUUAAGCAAAUAAUCCUUAAUAUUCAGAAUGUUUAAAAAAAUUUUAAGACUCUAAAAUUAAGUUUGAUUGUCUUAUAAAUUUGUUCCUUCCUGAAAAUAACUUAAAUAAUGAAUACUUACAAGAAUUAGGAAUAUCACAGAUUGACUAAUUAAUAAAAGGUCUAUGCCAAAUGGAAGAAUGCGAAGAGAGGUUAUUUAAACAACUUAAAGCAUCAAUCGAAUAAACAAAAUCAAUUGUAGAUGAAAUACUAAAAAAAAUUAAGACUCAAACUAAUAUCAAGUAAACCGAUAAUUAAGAAAUUCUACACUCCAAAAAAAAUGAAUAGAUUUAACAAAUACCAAAAAAAAUCAAUCGCAAAACCUAAUCUAAAUUCAUUCACCUUUGA
Messenger RNA from Paramecium primaurelia, 390 nucleotides. Lineage: Eukaryota; Ciliophora; Oligohymenophorea; Peniculida; Parameciidae. The record is from the annotation of a GenBank genome assembly.